CUCACCGCUGCCCAACAUCUAGCACAAACAUGGUCUGGUCGACCGCACGCGAGAUUUCCGCGGGCGACACGGUCAUCGUCUGGCUCACGCGAGACCAGCUUUUGCCGCUCGUCGUCACCCCGGGCAAGGACCUCAACAUCAAGUUUGGCUAUUACCGCCAUGCCGACUUCGUAGGCGUCCCCUACGGCACCAAGCUGGGCUCCCGCAACGGGAAGGGUUUCAUCCACCUGCUGCGGCCCACGCCAGAGCUGUGGACGAUGGCUUUGCCCCAUCGCACCCAGAUCUUGUACAUGGCGGACAUAGCAUUCAUCACCAGUUGGCUGAACAUACGAACAGGCAGCACCGUCGUCGAAGCCGGUACCGGCUCGGGCUCGUUCUCGCAUUCCCUAGCCAGGACGAUCGGGCCGUCCGGCCACUUGUACACUUACGAGUUCCACGAGACACGAGCGCAGAAGGCACAAGAAGACUUUGUUCGACAUGGAAUGAACAACGUCACUUUAGCGCACAGGAAUGUCUGUAAGGAUGGCUUCACCGUCGUCGAUCAAGCCGACGCAGUGUUCCUCGACCUUCCUGCUCCUUGGGAUGCUAUUCCACACGCUAAGCAGGCUUUGAGGAAAGAUCGCGUGGCUCGUAUAUGCUGUUUCAGUCCCUGCAUGGAACAAGUUCUUCGGACCGUCAGCGCCCUGAAUGAAAACGGCUUCUCCGACAUCACAAUGUACGAGACGCUUCUUCGGCCGCACGAGGUUUCUUACGCUGCCAAGCCGGUCAGCGUCUCCGUGGCCAGGGAUAAGCUCAGGCUCUCCGAGAUCAAGAAGGAGGACAAGAGGCAAAAGCAGAUCGCGGGCGCUCGGACACGGGCACUGGCAAAGGAGCAGGAACACGGGGCGAAACGCAAGCGCGAUGAGGAGGAGUCCAUCCCGGAGAAGACGGAGGGCGACAAGCGGCUGCGAAAGGAUGACGGCCUCGACGAUAACGCCAUGGACGCCGAAGACGCCGUUGCCGUGCCGCUCACGGGGGCCACUGACGUGCCUGCUCUGCCGGCUGCGCCAGCCGCUUCCACGGUCCUAGUGCAGCCUACCCCAGCCGCGGCACCGAGUGGAGCGGAAACUGUCUCCGAUACCACAGAAAAACCUAAAACUGCGGUCUCCCGCGUCUUUGCCGAAGUGCGGGGGCACACCUCGUAUCUCACCUUUGCCUGCCUUACCCCGCUCCCGCGCAAUGUUCCAGCAUCAGACGAGGUUGCGGAACCGUCGACCGCGGCGCCCGCGAAGGUGGCAGAUGGGACCUCCGCUACGAGCGAAUCGAUCUCUUCGCAGAGCGCGCGACCAGAUAGCGUCCAGCCAUCAGCAGUCGAAGAAGGAACGUCAACUAUAACGCCACCUGUUCAAUCAGAGGAAGGCGCGGAAACUUCAUUCGCAAGCUCCGGCUGAAGCUGCGACACGGCUACUCUGGUGCCUCGGGAAAACACAUGGAGGCCGGGGACGGGCGGAUGAGAGAGAGAGUUUGGUGUCAGAAACGCGCGACGCCGGUAAGUCAAUGUGACCGGCGUGCAAAGUAGUGCCCUUCGUGCAAGGAAUGGACACUCGAACGCCGGAUCAAUCAAAUGGGAGGUUUGACUUCGCCUCGUGCGCAAUCCAUAAGGUCGCUCAGUCUGCCGAGUGGAUGCAUAGUAAAGCUGGGAGGGGCAUGCACUGGGGACGAAACGGCAGCUGAUGUAGUACUAGACACGUGUAACACGGGUACGCAAGGUCCCGAAUUGCACUACGCUAGUGUACAUUGAUGAUGAAACCCUAUGAUACAUCGAAGAUAGACGAACAAUCAGAUCCCAGUGCCUAAUGGAGAGGCAAACGAUCUAUAGCAGAAGCAAGGUUGAAUGAAUCCAUUGUUCGUAACAAGUAGCAAAGAACCUCGGCAACUCUCGCGGCAUCAGCUGCCAGCAUACGUCAUCAAUGCAGUAACUGUACGGUGUGCGGGGGGCUCAGCCAACAUCCAUGUAGUGUAUAUAUAACGCGAUGCAAACUAGCAUCAAGUCUGCUUCGAGUGGUCUGGCGCGGACGUCAGAGCAUCCUCAGGAACACCGGACUUGAAGACGUCGCGGUCGCGCCGAGGUACAAUCAAGGCAGGCGGGCGCAGACUCGGGGCGGAAGGAGGCAGGUCGGAGAGUAGCAGCGAAUUCUGCUGCACGAGACGAAGCGUCGAGCCACCGUCGGCGGUGCUACGGCCCAUCGUGCUUUCCCCAUCCCCAUCGUUGUACAUCGUGGCCAUCUCAAGCGCACGCUCGAUGUCAAGUGUAGCGAGAGCAUCAGGUGAAGCCGAUGCCGGUUGCUUGCUAGCUGCGAUGGCGGCGAGCUGCUGAGUCGGUGAGGGCAGGGGUGGAGGAUUCCAAUCUUCCGCGCGGUCAUACAUGGUCUGGGGAUCCUCGCUGUAACUGAAUGUCCGAGUAGAGUAUGAGGGUUCCAUCCGGUGCGUAGCGCGGCGGGCUUGGUUGGGGGUGCUUGAGGGCGAAGGAGGAAACUUGAAUUCCUUAUUCAUGGUCCCGGGCGUUGGCGCUCUGUACUCCUCUUGCGCCAACUUCUCCUUGGUCGGAGCCUGGCCGCCCCCCUCCAUCUCGAACAAGAUCCGCUGUCGUUCACGCAGGCGGUAGCGGUAAACGUAGAUGGCCAUGAGAACCGCGAUGCUCCCGAUUAUACCGCCUGACGCCGCGCCAAUGGCGAUGGCCGCGCUCCCCGACAUACGCUUCGGUGCUGUGGCUUCGGCGCCUGUGGUGGGAGCGAAGGUAGGGAAACACGACGUCGGGCUGGACGUAUCACCAUCCACUGCAAGAAGCGGAGUAGAUUGGAAGUUUCCGUGUCCAUCAUCUACCAGGAAAAUCGCGCUUAGCCCACGAGCUAUGUCCAUGUUGAACGAGGCAGAAGUGGGAGUUGCAGCUCCCGUCUCAUUGAGCCUCGCAGCAAAGAAUUUCGGUAGGAAGGCACGGACAGAUGGGGUAGGGGAGGUGGUGUUCCAGCUAACAACAAAAUCUUCACAUUGAGAGACUGUCGUAGGAAGGUUGAAGUGCGGCGGGGCGUCCACUGCGGUCGACGAAGGGAGGCAGGAUGAAUCAUUCGACGGCUGCACUUCUAUGAUGUCCGAAAUGCCACCCGUGCUCUUGUUGUUGGCAUCGUCCAAUGAUGCCACGAACCGAGUACCAGCUGCGAGGGGUAGGAAAGUGAUGGCGGCUCCGGUCUGCGUUUUGUCGUCCCAAUCCGCGUCCGAGAUGACUAUGGAUAUGAGCUCGGUGCUGUUGAUGGGGACGACGUGCAAUGUCAUGGGCAGCGCGGAAGGCGCUUCGCCACCGGAGAAUGAGAUGUUGAGAGGGCCGCAUUGACCAACGGAAGAAAAGGUGAUUGAAUGGAAGGUAGCUGAGACUGCUGAAGGCCCAAAUGCCAGCAAGCCGGCCAAGAACAAGGCGAAAGGAGCUGGCAUGCCAGAACCCGAUAGUCAAGGACGAACGGCUGGCCGUCGACCUAGAGUAAAUAGAGGAAAUGCGAAAUGAGCGACAUACACCAGCCUGCGCUGAUGAGCGUAGGUGCAAAGACCUGCGGCCAGAGCGGCCAGGGGGUCGAGGGCGAGCAAUUGGAUAACUGGGAGCUUGCCGGGACGAUGGUCUACCGUUCACGCUGCUUCCUUCUUCUCGCGCGGACCCUAACGACGGUCAAUUCCGAAUAUGAUCAUCCAGGACUCCCAUCUCCAGAAAAAUCCCGAUAGGCCUAGAAUUCUCAUGAACACACAGGCACAAACACGUCGCCGUCCCUUCUCCUUUGUGACUACCCUCUUAGGUAGUUGGACAGCCUUGCCGAAUGGAACUGGGUUUCGAACGUUGCGUAGUCCUG
Punctularia strigosozonata HHB-11173 SS5 is the source of this 3872-nucleotide messenger RNA. Its product is annotated as tRNA methyltransferase complex GCD14 subunit. The record is from RefSeq and is a predicted model, not a curated record. Gene Ontology annotation, biological process: tRNA methylation. The coding region runs from base 30 to 1430 and encodes 466 amino acids. Lineage: Eukaryota; Fungi; Basidiomycota; Agaricomycetes; Corticiales; Punctulariaceae. The transcript is spliced from 9 exons. Gene Ontology annotation, cellular component: tRNA (m1A) methyltransferase complex; nucleus.